Magallana angulata is the source of this 2090-nucleotide messenger RNA. Its product is annotated as transmembrane protein 151B-like. The transcript has 2 exons. NCBI's taxonomy places the organism in Eukaryota, Metazoa, Mollusca, Bivalvia, Ostreida, Ostreidae. The record is from RefSeq and is a predicted model, not a curated record. Bases 245 to 1954 code for a protein of 569 amino acids.
UAAAUUCGGCUCUGUACUGAUAUUGGCUUCUGUCGUGAAAUAUAGGUUUUUGGUCUACUUCAAUCAGGCAGGCUUUCGCUCAGUUGCUUUAAAGAUAUACAGUAUUCGAUAGUAUUGGGCGAGGAACAUAGAUGGUUCUUGUGUCUGUGCUUAGAAAGAGAUAGAGACGGUGACAAAAUUUCGGACUUUUUUUCUCAUUAACGCGGAGUAGCAUGCGUGAACAAUAUCUUGGUGGACAGUUAGGAUGAUAUCGAGGGAAAACAGAGUGGAUCAAUCCCCAAUCAAGCAGUCUUUCUGCAAGUCACUGAAGAGGGACGCUCACUGGAAAUGCCUGAUUCUUACUUUACUUAUAUACGGCUGUUUGUCUGCAAUCGUUUGGUGUCGGCUGGCUGUCAUCACAACAAUAACUGUUAGUUACUAUGGCCAUCGCAUGGCUAAUACGCACGUGACUAAAUCAAAGCCCUGUGAGGAUGGUUACAUAUAUAUCCCAAUUGCUUUCGUCAUCAUGUUGUAUUUAGUUUACCUUGUGGAGUGUUGGCAUUGUCAUACUCGGUUAGAAUUGAAACAUAAAACUGAUGUUCAAACAGUGUACGAAAAAAUACAAAAGAUGCAGGGAUCGAUUCCGAUUAUCUGGUGGAAAGCGUUGUGCUAUCAUUACAUUCGAAAGACUCGGCAUGUGACAAGAUACAGAAAUGGCGACUCAUUCACCAGUACUCAAGUUUACUAUGAACGCGUCAAUUCCCACACGGCAGGAUCCGCAUUCAAUUUUACCCAGUGUGGAAUGAAGGAUGCCUCUGCCUCGCUCUCUGGCCUUGAAAAAUUUCCGGCGACAAAAAUUAGAUUCACCAAAGGGUAUUCAUUCUUGUGUUCCGAGGCAGAAUAUGAAUUUGAUGAACAACGAAAUAGAUUUUACCGAGAUAAUGAAAGAAGGGACGACUACGUUGAAACGAGGGAGGGAAUGGAUUUGCUCAAUGUUAAUUUUAAGCAGUACAUGAUUGCUUUCAGAGAUCCAGAUAAUCUCCCCUGGUAUGUGUCACAUUUGAUUUUUUGGAUCGCAUCAUUCCUUCUUUUGUCUUGGCCUCUGAGAGUUAUUAUUGAAUACAAAACUGCCUAUGUUCAUUAUCACGUGCAGAAAGUUUUUGGUACAAAUUAUGUCGAAAACGACAUUGAACCUACGCCUAUUAUGCGCGUGAAUACCAUGGGGAGUUCUGAUCUGGAAGUUUUACUGCAGAACAACUACAUAGCUCCAAGCUAUUCUGAGGCCUUAUUAAUGUCAUCUGGCAGGACUAUAGAGAUUCCAGAUGCCAAUGGAAAUGUAUCAAGAACCAAAUAUGGUGCAACGAGAAGUGAGACGUUUGCAGCGCUCUCGUCAGUUAUAAAUGAAAAGGAUUCUUCUCUGAGAAGAAUUCGAUCGGGUACUGCCCUUAGUAUCUUGCCAUGUAAUAGUUUUUGUAUAGUCAAUGGUGGCAUUGUGUUUGAAAAUAACAAUAUGCAAAAUGAUAAUUAUGCAAAUUCCAGACGUAAGGAAGCACGGAGGGCCUUUGUGUUUUCGAGACAAAGUGAACUAAAUUCGUCCGUUAAUUCCCUUUCAGACCCCUUAGUGUACUUAAACCCUAGAUGCGAAACAGCCAGGCUGGUUCGACCUAUGUCAGAUUUAGCCCACUCUUCUGAUCGUGAUACACUACCAUUUCAGAAUAAUUGCGUCGGGCAAGCGUCCGCUUCUAUUAGACAUUGCCCUCGUUUUCAUGACACAGAUCUACGUCAGCUCCCAUGUGAUCCACCUCCUGCUUAUCAGCAAGCACUUGCAAUGCAACAACCGAAAAAGGACACCAAAGAGGAACAUCGACCUAAAGGUCAAUCAACUAGAGCGAGGGUCAUCCCUGAUGAAAACGCUCAUUUGCAAUCAGUGCCAAACCGAAGAAACUACCAUACAAUUAUGGAAACUUCAUUAUAGAAAAAAAUCCCAUAAAAAUAUAUUUAUACAUUGUUAUAAAACUUUUGAAUAAAUGAAAAAUAUUGUUUUCUGUUAUCAGUAACUUUGAAGUGCUUUGGUCCUAAAAUAAGACACAUUUAUGUAAGAUCUGUUAUUG